This is a messenger RNA of Mugil cephalus (flathead mullet), 1882 nucleotides long. RefSeq names its product serine hydroxymethyltransferase 1 (soluble) (gene shmt1). NCBI's taxonomy places the organism in Eukaryota, Metazoa, Chordata, Actinopteri, Mugiliformes, Mugilidae. The record is from RefSeq and is a predicted model, not a curated record. Gene Ontology annotation, molecular function: protein homodimerization activity; mRNA 5'-UTR binding; serine binding. Gene Ontology annotation, biological process: L-serine catabolic process; protein homotetramerization; folic acid metabolic process. Gene Ontology annotation, cellular component: cytosol; nucleus; cytoplasm. The transcript is spliced from 12 exons. The coding region runs from base 180 to 1628 and encodes 482 amino acids.
GAAGAAAAAAAAAGCUGCGCGCUGAUUGGUCGAAACUUUUCGCGGACUUUAGCAUGUGAAGAAAAACUAUUUUCCAGGGUUUUUUUUGGUUGUUUUUUCAGUCCAGGCUUCGACUGGAAGCGGCCGCAGGUUCCUUCAGCUGUUCUCCACUUUGUGCGUCCAGGGUAAAACCAGCCACCAUGUCCUUGACAAACGGCCACAGUGUGAGCAAAGAAACGUGGGACUCGCACAACAAGAUGAUGCUGGAGCCUCUGGCCAUCAGCGACUCGGAGGUGUUCUCUAUUAUAAAGAAAGAGAAGCACCGGCAGACGUACGGUCUGGAGCUGAUAGCGUCGGAGAACUUCACCAGCAGAGCGGUUCUGGAGGCUCUGGGUUCCUGCAUGAACAACAAGUACUCUGAGGGAUACCCAGGCCAGAGAUACUACGGUGGAGCCGAACAUGUGGAUGAACUGGAGAGACUCUGCCAGAAGAGGGCGCUGGACGUUUACGGCCUGGACUCGGAGAAAUGGGGCGUCAACGUGCAGCCGUACUCUGGUUCGCCCGCUAACUUCGCCGUCUACACGGCCAUCGCGGAGCCUCACGGCCGCAUCAUGGGGCUGGACCUGCCCGACGGAGGCCACCUGACGCACGGCUUCAUGACGGAGAAGAAGAAAAUCUCAGCGUCGGCCAUUUUCUUUGAGUCCCUUCCCUACAAGGUGAAUCCAGAAACCGGCUACAUCGACUACGACCGUCUGCAGGAAAACGCUCGACUGUUCCACCCGAAACUCAUCAUCGCAGGGACGAGCUGUUAUUCCCGUAACCUGGACUACGCCCGGCUGAAGCAGAUCGCCGUGGAGAACGGAGCCUACCUGAUGGGAGACAUGGCUCACAUCAGCGGGCUGGUGGCGGCCGGAGUCGUACCGACGCCGUUCGAUCACUGCGACAUCGUCACGACGACGACGCACAAGACGCUGCGCGGCUGCCGAGCAGGACUCAUCUUCUACAGGAAAGGCGUGCGCAGCGUUGACGCCAAAGGGAAGGAGAUUAUGUACAACCUGGAGACUCUGAUCAACCAGGCUUUGUUUCCUGGUCUGCAGGGAGGACCACACAACCACGCCAUCGCAGGUGUUGCUGUGGCUCUGAAACAAGCCAUGACCCCUGAGUUUCAGGCCUAUCAGGUCCAGGUUCUCGCCAACUGCAAAGCUCUGUCCAACGCUCUCAUUGACCGCGGAUACAAGAUCGUGACCGGCGGCUCUGACAACCAUCUGAUUCUUCUCGACCUGCGUAACAAAGGAUCUGACGGAGGACGAGCUGAGAAGGUCCUGGAGGCCUGCGCCAUCGCGUGUAACAAGAACACCUGUCCAGGAGAUAAAAGCGCUCUGCGUCCUAGCGGCCUGAGGCUCGGCUCUCCAGCUCUGACCUCCAGAGGUUUGGUGGAGGACGACUUCAGGAAAGUGGCCGAGUUCAUUCACAGAGGUCUUGAGUUGACCCUGGAGAUUCAGAGGAGCCUGGAUCCCAAAGCUCCUCUGAAGGAGUUCGUCCAGGCUCUGGGUCACGGAGAGAAGUUCCAGCAGCGAGUGGCAGAGAUCAGGGCCGAGGUCGAGGCCUUCGCCGCUCAGUUCCCAAUGCCGGGUCUGCCUGAGCUGUAGAGGACAGAACAAAUCAUCUCAACUCACGGUGCCCGACACGUCUCAGAGAAAAUGGUCCAUAUGAAGAAAGGUUACAGAGAUGAAGCUCUGUUUCCCACUGCAGCUUUAGUCUCUGACGAUUUAUUUACUGUACUGAUCCAGAGUUUUCUAACUCACUACUACUGACUGACGCCCAGAACAUAUGAUAUGAAAUUAUACCUGCAGAUGUAUUAAGUAAAAUACAGUUUAAUAAAUAAAACCACUGUUGUUACCGA